GAAGGGACUAUCUAUAAUCUUAUACGUCUAUGGUUUACGAAGGCAAACGGCGAUAAAACUGGCCCGCAUUUUUUCAAUAUAUAUAUAGAAAAAUUUUCAAUAAGUUUUCUAUAUUUGUAUUCCACAUCUGAACAUACAUUCGUCUCUUCAAUUUUAAUGCAGAUAUUUCUAAGGGCAAAAUAAAUAGAAGUGAUGGCUAAGAGAAGGACUAUUAAUCGAUUGUCCAAACAAUUUUCCAAAAAUAAAUCAAAUGAUUCCAUCAGCUCUAGAUUUCUCGAUCCGGAAACAAGCAUUAUAUCUGAAGAGUCAGCACAUUGGUGGAAGAACUUUGACGAAAAUAUGUCUUCGCAGCAUUCCUUAAUAUAUAAUAGUAGAAAUGAAACACCUCAACAACUGAAUCUUGAUUCGGAAUUAGAAUCUAACCACAACACAUCACAAUGGUGGAAACAUUUGGAAUCCCCUAAUAGUAGAAGCAAUACUUCAAGAAGAUCGAGACCGAACUUAAGUGCAGCAAUAAAUACAGAUAAUAUUUUGGAAACUUCAACAUCUGAAUCAGAAAAAGAACUCAGUUUGAGAAAGAGAAAAGUUCCAUUGAGAGUAGCAAGUAGAAAGAGUGAUAGUAAGGCUUUUUUGGAUGCUUUAAAUAAUACCGAAGUAGCUAUUCCAAUAAAAUGGCGAAUGAAACAAACACGGUAUUCCAAUUUGUAUAGCAAUUCAGAUAAAGAAGUCUCGGAAAAGAAGUUAGAUGACAAUAAGGAAGGUAAUUCAAAUUUGAGUUUAAGUCCAAGUCCAAAUAUUUUGAAAUCAAAGCCACAUAUUUUUAAGAAAAGAAGGGAUGAAGGGCCAAGUGGUGAAAAUCCCUUUCAGGAUAUAGUAAAAGAAGAUGAUAGUUUAAAUGCUAGGAAAAAAUCUGCCACAUUUGAAAAAAAAUCUUCAAAACGUUCAAUACAUCAAAAUAUUAAUACAAAUAAGGAUCGUAUUGAUGAUCAAAGGGAAGCAAUACAAGUGUCGCAAACAUUACCACUGGAGAAUAAUGAAGCUGGUCCUUCAAAUUUAUCAACUUCGAAUACAAUGCUUGAAAAUAAUGAUGCAUUUGAUAUUAAUAAGACUGUUGAAACUAGUGAUGAAAGCGAUCUUUCUGAAAUUAGCAAACGUAAACGUUUUAAAUUUAAAUCCCAUCUUAUGCAACGCGCGCGAAGAAGUAUGAGUAAUGAUCCUUUUAAAGAUGUUCUUGAGGAAAACAGAGAUACAUCUUUGUCUAAACAUAAUCAGGAUAAGGAGAUUGAUAUUCAUAGUGCAACAUCUCCAUUAAAAACAAAAUCAUUAAGCAGUCCUUCGAAAAAGAUUGUUAAUAGAUCUAGGAGGACAUCUAAGACUGAUGUCACACAUGAAAACAUGCUCGCAAGUUCACCUAUUCGUAGAAGCCCAAGAUCUUUAAAAACGACUAAGAAACAUUCGUUAGACAUCACAGCACCAGUCCAAGAUAAUAUUGAACAAAAUACAAGUAAUUCAUCUUUAGAUAAUAAUGAAUUUCACUUUAAAAAGCCUGUACAUUUGAAGCUGAAAUCAAAAAUUCCAAUCUUACAUAAAAAAAACCUGACUAAUCCAUUCAAAGACAUACUUACGGAGGAUAGCAAUAUCAAUGCAAGAAAGAGUAAUAUUGAUGUGCCAGCUGAAGAUAAUCGCAUUUCUGUUGAACAAGAUAAAAUUACAACAGAAAUUAGUCAAGGACAUGAACAGGUAAUGGUGGAAAAUUAUCCACUAUCAAAAACAGGAAGUGUAAGUGAAGAUUCUGAUACAUCUCUUAUAAUAUCACCAUCAAAAAAUGUGGAAAAUGUAUCAGAAAAUCUUAAUGUGCAACCAAAUAGACUCUCAGAAAGUAAUGACAUCAUGAAUGUAUCAAAAUCUAAUUCACAAAGAAACAUAAUAAUUGAAGACAGAUCUAAUGUAUCACAAAAGAAACGACUUUCGUUUAGUCGUAAAUCUAUAAGAGACAUUUCUGAAAUUUCGAAGGACCAUACAAAUGCAAUUUCGUUCGCUGAUAGAACAAAUAUUAAUGAGAUAGAAGCACGUAAAGUUACAAGUGAUCACAAAUCUUUUAUAACGAAAGAUGCAUCAUCUACAUCGAAUGUUCGGAAUUUGCUAACUUCGCAAUUUGUCAAUGCUGAGAAUUUUGAGAAGAUUAAGGCGGAGGUAGACAGAUUAAAGAUUCGCGAGAUGGCCGCGAUAAAAAUGGCUACCGAAAAGAAAGAAUCUGCGUUAAAAGCGACAACUGUGAAACUUUUUGGUGCUACACGUAAACAACCUACGAAGAAGAACAUUUCUCCAAAGGUAGUGGAUAAGGCAUACCUGGUAAAUGGAAAAGUGUACAAACCACCAAGGCUCCCUCGUCCAAAACACUGGGCUACGGAUCAUCUUUAUAAGUUCUUGUGGAAACACAUGGAGCCGAAGUAUCAAUUGUCGACUAGAGUGCGAUCCGAGAAAUUCGUGGUGCUGCUGUCCAAGAUAGUAUCCAUCAUAAAGCGCCGUAAAAAGUAUGAGAAUUACAAGCUCGAAUUAGAAGCCCUGAUGAAGGAGAUGGCUCGUUUAAACAUCAUCAAUACCCGUAACGAUUUUCAUCAUUUCUGUCAGAAUUUUUUGCCGUACGAGUUUCGCAUUAAAGUGGUUCCUAUGUUAUUGCCUGGCAACAAGCAAAAUAUUCCUUUUGAUCCAGAAAAAUUGCACAUUCCCUUGCUUGAGGAAACCUAACGAUUUGAACUAUAACGCGAAAACAUGAUUCUGCAAUGAGAUAGAAUGUUAUAUAUGAAGUGUUUUUUGUUCAAGCUCUUAAUGUUCAUAUGUCUUGUAUAAAAUUGCGUCGAUUGCCGUAUAUAUAUAAUUAAUCCAUGUAAAAUAAUAUUAUAUAGAAUAGAUAAAUGAUAAUAUAUUUUUGAUAAAUCUAAAAGAAAAUCUAGAAUAUAUAAAAAAAUAUUUUCUUUCAGAUUUGUUACUUGAAAGUACAGAUAAUCGAUUUUCGUUUUAAGUAAGAUAAAAAAAACAACCGCGAAAGACAUUAAAAAAUAACACAAGUUUUGCAUAUAAACUAUACUGUUGAAUGAACAUGGAUAUUUUUAUUUAUAAUAUUAUAUAUAAUACUGUCAUUUAGUCAAAAAAUACAAAAAUUACAAGCAACAGUAGAAGACGGACUUUAUUUGUUUAAGUAAGUCCGUUGAUUAAAAUAUUUACAUAAUAUUGCAGGAAUCUUAUAUAAAUACACAAUUCUCUUUUAUGUAUAUAUAUAUGUAUUUUGAAUUUGUAUCUCGUGUCAUUUCAAUUGUGUAUAUGUGUUAUAUGCGUUAAGUAUUAAUAACUAUCAUAUAUGCGAUCGAACGGGCCGGAAAUUAUUUGUACAUCGCGCGCGCGAACAGCCAAUAUUUGUGCUCUCGCUGUCUCUGUCGGCGCCCCAUUUGGCAUGCGUCCCUCGGACACGUGUGACGUUCGAUACGCACUAUUCCCACGCCUUCGAGAGAUACUCGUAUUUCCAUUUUAGCCACUUUAACCGAUCCGAUGUGUAUAUAUCGCGUGUUUAUUUACUUAUUCCGGUUAACGUGCGUAUGUCGUGCCUAUGUUAUAUAUAAAUCUAUUGUGAUCUCUGCGGGAUUAUAAAUACCAUCCUAAUCGUUAGCUCUGUACGAUAAUCUCUUCCCGCGCGAGCAAACAAUUCUUGUUUUUCCUCGGCGUUCACAACAAAAAUUAUUCAUAUGUUGCUUUAUGAGUAUGGAUGAAAUAACAUUAGGUGAAUUGUCGAUUGAUACACAAGAGUUAUUAUAAAAUCUUUUUUUUUCUUAAAAUGAAGUAAUUUAUUAGGACAUUAAAAACGUGUGAAAUAGUUCAAAUAAUUAUUACAGCUUUUCCGAAAUAGCGAUUGAUAUAAAUAUACGAAUCGACGUGUUAUAAAAAUAAACACUUGGCAUCUAA
Formica exsecta is the source of this 3957-nucleotide messenger RNA. RefSeq lists its product as uncharacterized. NCBI's taxonomy places the organism in Eukaryota, Metazoa, Arthropoda, Insecta, Hymenoptera, Formicidae. The record is from RefSeq and is a predicted model, not a curated record. The coding region runs from base 193 to 2748 and encodes 851 amino acids. The transcript is spliced from 3 exons.